AUGGAGAAGAGAAACAAUGGAGAAGAGAACAAUGAUACUUGUGGAGAAGAGAAAUCAGACAAUGAUACUUGCGGAGAAGAGAAAUCCAACAAUGAUAGUUGCGGAGAAGAGAAAUCCAACAAUGAUAGUUGUGGAGAAAAGAAAUCAGACAGUGACACUUGUGAAGAAGAACGCAACAUCACUGAUGAGCAACAAACAGAAGCAGACAGUGACCCUGAAGACCUUUGGGAACAGACUCUUGAACAGUCCAAAGAAAAUGCUAUAGAUGUCGACAUUCUACAAAAACAAGCAGAUGAUAUCACUUGUAAUAAAGUAAGUCAUCUUACCAAAGAGCAACUACAACAAAAAGCCAGCAAGGAUCCAAAAGGACUUUUGAAAACUACAACACUACAGGAAAACACAACAGACACAGAAAACAAGACUGGUCAUGACAAGAUCAAUAUUUUGCUUUUUGAUGAUGACCAAGAAGAAGGCGUUUCCUGUGCAACAGAGAGUUUUGUGACUGAAGAACGGUCACAGAGAGAAGCCAGUGAAGAUACAGGUCAUGAAGUUCAGAUGUCUGAAACAUUCAAAGACACUGCAGUUGAUUGUCAAACUCACAUAGAUGUAAACAUUGUGCAGGAACAAUUUUGUUUCAGCCAAAAAGAGAAUGUGUCUUAUGUUAUGAAUAGUUUAACAGCUGAAGAGCCAUCAGAAAUAGAAUGUGACGAGGAACAAUCAAUAUCCCAAGAAGAGAUUGAAAUUUUGCAGAACAGUGGAUCUGACUAUGAACCAUCUGGCCCAGACAGCAAGGUGUCUCCAUCACCAGAUUUAGUCUUUCUCUCAGAGCUUCCUUCUCCAUCACACAUCGAGUCAAAUGUUUCUGACUGCCUGGAACUAGACUCAGCCUGUUGCUCAGCUCUAAAUCCCAUCAGUGCUGAUGUUGGCAUUAGAGAAACCAUCUCACAUUCUCUGCCUUUUGACUCUUGUGAAGAAUCUUCUCCAUUUUCAUCUUCUACCAAUGAAUUACUCCCAGAUUGGACUCCAGACAUUUUUAUUCCCCCUCAUGGAGGAGGUGGUGUUUUCUUUGACUUGACCCACCAAUAUCCCAAGUCCUUAUGGGAUGCUGUAAAUCGCAUCAGGAAACAUACAGCGCCUGAUUCUGAGAAUGAGGAAGAGGAAGUAAGCGAGCACUGGGAUCCAGAGAGCAUACGGGAGGGUAUGGGCUUCCCAGAUGCAGUAUUCAACAUGAACUCUGAGACUGUAGCCAAGCAGGAUCCAUGCUGUACUGAACAAAGUGUUGAGGAAGACACGCUGUCCUGCAGCAGCCACAGCUCUGGAGACACUGUUAUUGUAACAGAGGAAGAUGAGGUUCAGGCAAUUCAACUUGACCAAGUGUUUGCAGGGGCUGACGGCGAGGGAUCCUGCUCUGGUGAAGUAAAUGAUGAGACAGCAGCUGAGGAAGAAAGAGAGGAUGAGCCCGUGAAGACAGACAUGAGAGAAUUGUGUGUGAGUGAGGAGACCAGUGUGGAGGACAUGAAAAUAAAUAGUGUAGGAGAGGACACAGGUUGUGAUUGUUAAGCUGUACAUAGACAUUUAACAAUGAAAUACAAGUAUUUAUUUGUUUUGCUAGCUGACAUUUUACAGUAGGGAAAUCUAAAAUACUCUCAAUCAGAUCUAGUUUUAUCACACCUUUUAUUGAUCCAAGUUGAUAUAUGCUAUUAGCAAUUAUGAUACAUUUACAUAAAAUGUUUAAUUAUUUGCAGUGACUUAGGUGCGCAUCGUUAUUUGGCAACAUCCGGUGUUAAAAUGGAAAGGGUUGUGUCAGGAAAAAAAGUAAGCAGGGGGCCAUUUCAUAGUUUUGCAAUUAUAUUUAGUGUCUAAUGUUAUAUUCCAUCUUAUUUUUUGUAAACACAAAUAUUAUGUAAUAAAGGAUAGAUGACAGUUUGCAUCACCUUGGACAUUUUUUCCCUUUAGUGCAGCAAUAGUCUUAUGAUUCCCAGCUCUAAAAGGCCAUUUCACAGCAUCUCUGUUGGGUUCAAAUGAUUCUGUUGUGUGUUGUGUUGCAGAAUAAGGUGUUAAACCAUAGGUGAUAAAACCUUUUUCAAUGGCUGCCCCCCCAGUCUAUGAAAUAGUAUACCUUCUCAUGUAAGAACAACCCAGACUCUGAAAACAUCUUUUCUCCUUGGCAUUCAAUUCAGGAUGAGCUAGACAACUUUCUAUUGUGCUGCUUCUUUCUUAUUCUAUUAUCUUUAUUCUACUAUAUAUUAAUUUUGUUUCUGCUGUGUAUUUGUUAUACAUGUGCAGCACUUAGGUUAACGAGGGUUGUUUUAAAUGUGCUAUUUAAUAACAUUGACAUUGUUGUGGAUUAUAUACAGUAAGAGACACUAAUGUGGUGUAUAAAUGGCAGUUAGUGUUAAACUCAUUUUGAUGUUGUAUAAAUAUAUUUCGAGUAAAGACACAACAGCUGCAGGAAACAUACAAAAUUUAUAUAUAAAACAAGUCAUUUAAAGAGACAGCAAGUUCAUUUUUAUAAACAGUGAAAUGAAUGACAUCAAACGGUCCUGGCUUUUCAUGGACAGUGUAGCACAAGUGCUUUCCAACUGAGGAGGAAUCUCUACUUACAACUUAGUGAUACUAGGUUUAAGAAGUCACUAAGGGAAAAAAGAAACUCUUUAAAUGUCAAAAUACAAGAGAAUUACAGCUGGUUUUGGGAGUAAAGAAUGAAAACGUUUACAUGAACAAUCUUAUCUUAUUCCUAUUUUAUGCUUUUUGUUAAGUGUAAAGACUUUAAGGGCAACGUUAGAGUAAAUGGAUUUUUUUUUCCCCCCAGACAUAAUUACUUGUUACUGUUUUUGCAACAUUUGAGCCCUUUCAUUAAUAUGAAUUUGAUGUUUUAUUUACCUUGAAACAGAUGUAGUCUCCAAUAUUUCAUGUUUCACUGUCCAAAUUAAAGAAAUAAUUCCAUGGGAGUGUAACAUUUAGUUGCUAAUAUCUGUAGAGGAAAACAUGUGAUCAGUACUGUAAUUCAUUUCACAACAACAUUACUGAGGUUCCUCUAAUGAGUAAGAGGGGAUCAGUCAUUUAAGUAGUGUGAUACAUUUGUUCAGUAAUAAAGGCACUCCCUCUCUC
Messenger RNA from Solea senegalensis (Senegalese sole), 3111 nucleotides. RefSeq names its product clumping factor A. Lineage: Eukaryota; Metazoa; Chordata; Actinopteri; Pleuronectiformes; Soleidae. The coding region runs from base 1 to 1560 and encodes 519 amino acids. The record is from RefSeq and is a predicted model, not a curated record. The transcript is spliced from 2 exons.